This is a messenger RNA of Phytophthora sojae, 1725 nucleotides long. RefSeq lists its product as hypothetical. Gene Ontology annotation, cellular component: nucleus. The record is from RefSeq and is a predicted model, not a curated record. The transcript has 2 exons. Gene Ontology annotation, molecular function: mRNA 5'-cap (guanine-N7-)-methyltransferase activity; protein binding. The coding region runs from base 1 to 1725 and encodes 574 amino acids. Lineage: Eukaryota; Oomycota; Peronosporomycetes; Peronosporales; Peronosporaceae. Gene Ontology annotation, biological process: 7-methylguanosine mRNA capping.
AUGGGCACGCUCGAGGUGUCGGAGGAGCCGCUGCCGCCCGAGUGGGAGGUGCUCAUGUCGCGCUCCAAGAACAUGCCGUACUACUACAACGCGCAGACCAAGAAGGUCUACUGGGCGGACGACGAGCUGCCGCGCGGCUGGUCGCACCAGUUCGACCGCGACGGCCGCCGCUUCUACUUCCACGUGCGCGACAAGAACGCCACCAUCUCGUAUGACAAGCCCGUGCUGCGCGCGGCCGCGAGCCCGUCGCCACCGUCCCCGCCCGCCAAUGACGUCGCGUCUCCCGAGCCGCUGCCCGUGCCGGCGCCGUCCUACGACUCGCCGCGGGCCCCGCGGAGCUCCGACUCGCCCAGUGGCCACGCUCGCCCGGACUCCGGCGAGCCGCCGCGGCUCGUGCGCAAGAAAUCCAACUCACUCAUGGACCUGCUGAGCCCCGGGCCGCCCGCGCUCGGAGCGGAGCAGUCUCAAGAUGAGGCUUCUCCGAGGGCGCCAACGUCACAGCCGGCGAGGACCAUGCAUAUCUCCAACUUGAUGUCGUCUCCGGAGCGGCCGCAGCGGAGCGAGGACAGAGGCUACGGCGCCAAGAGGUCGUACGACGCCAUGUCGAGGGACUACGGCGACGACAACGGGGAGAGGGAGCGGGAGAAAGACCCGGACGCUGCCGCCGCCUUCUACAACCAACUGCAGCGGAGCGCGCAGAGCGACCGAGCGGACAGUUUGUUGUUCCACAUGCGCGCGCUGAAUAACUGGGUCAAGUCCAUCCUGAUCAACGAGUACUCGCGACGGGAAGGAGACCGAGUGCUGGACUUGGCCUGUGGCAAGGGUGGAGACCUGAUGAAGUGGACCAAACGCAACCUGGCCAUGUAUGUGGGCGUGGACAUCGCCCAGAAGUCGCUGGAGGACGCGGUGGAGCGGUACACGUCGUUCUCGCGCGGGGGAAGAGGGGGUGGAGGAGAUCGGGACAGGAAGAAGACCGAAGUGCAGUUUAUUCAGGGAGACUUGGGAGUCGUGGACCUGCUGCGCGACGAGAUGCACUGCUGGAGUGAGCACGAAGGUUGGCACGACGCGGUGCCGCUGCCAACCUCUGCGAUUGGCAACUUCAACAUCGUGUCGGUGCAAUUCUCCUUCCACUACAUGUUCGGCGACGCCCAGCGCGCAAACCGCUUCUUCUCCACAGUGCACGAGCUGCUAGCAGAUGGAGGCGUGCUGAUUGCUACGACCGUCGACCCGAACAAGCUGCUGAUGAAGUACUACCAAGGCCUGCGGCCACCCGAGGCAGAGAAGGAGGACCAGGAAGCAAAUAAACCUGACGUCAGCAUCGUGGACGAGAAGAAGCGCGAGGUGUGCUGCAUCCGCUUCGACGCAGCUACGCGCGCGCAGCUAUCCGGACCGGAUGCGGCCUCGGAAGGUUCCUUCGGUCUGCGUUACAACUUCACGCUGCGCGAUCGCGUCGAGGAGAACGCUGAAGGAGGCGGCGGCCAAGCCGUCGACCUGCCCGAGUACCUCGUGCCGGACGAUUUGUUGGCCAAGCUUCUGCGCGAACACGGCUUCGAGCUGCUGUUGAAGCAGAACUUCCACCGCUUCAUCCAGCAGCGCAAGGAUCAGGACCGCAACCGGACGCUGCUGGAGAAGAUGCACGUGACCAACAUCCGCGGUUCGAUCUCGGACGCCGAGUGGGAAAUCGCUGGUCUGUACCAGGUCCUCGCCUUCAAGAAGUCGUACUAG